UAAAAGGCGACAAAGAAAGGGAGAGCUCAGAGAAUCCAACACGGCGCCAUAAGAGAUAAAAAGGAGAGUGGAGAGAGAGGCGGAGGGCUUUUCGAAACCCUAGAAAUCGCGAGGAGAGUCUCUAUCUCUCAGCUUCGAAUCCGGUUUCUCCCUGAUAUUUCUCUACUUGGUUUCUUCGGCAGGCGUGGUCCCAGAUCGAGGUCUCCUCUCGAUUCCUGCGAGAAACGAGCUUCUUCUUGCUUUAGAUCUGGAAUGGACGAAGAAACGAGGUCUUUCUCUUGAUUUAAAGCUGGACGGUGGGUUUUCUUUGUUUCUCUUGCUGUUUCUUUGGUAGAUGUUUGGCACGGCUGCGUUUGGUUGGUGGAAAGAAGGGUUUUUGUGGGGUUCUGAUGAGAUGGGUUGUUUGCUUGUCAGAUAUUGUUGGAGGAUGAGGUCUUUGUGAGAAGACGUGAAGCGGAGCCGGUGGUGGUUGUUUGUUUUCUAAUUUCAAGUUUCUCUUGAUCUCAGCUCAAAUCUUUGAAAGUCGUGAGAUUCUGUGGGCUAAGGGGGUUUCAAGAAGGAAAAGUUGUGAUUUUUAUCGGUCUUGGAAGUUUGUCUUUUUUCUGUUUCAGCUGUUUGUUUAAGGGUUCCGAUGACUGAGGUCUAAAUUUUAUCUCUGAAAGGGUUUUGAGGCUGGUCUGAAAGGGUUUUGGGAGGAAAGGGACAGUCGCUGGAGAUGAUAAAGGAAAGCUUGGUUAGGCUUUUGCUUGUCCUGUUGUUGUUUCCUGUUUAAAAAUCAAAUCUUUGUACUGGAGCGUUUAGGGAUUCCGGGAAGUAUGUCUUCCUUGAGUAGGGAAUUGGUUUUCCUUAUACUGCAGUUCUUGGACGAGGAGAAGUUCAGGGAGACGGUUCAUAAGUUGGAACAAGAAUCUGGCUUCUUCUUUAAUAUGAAACACUUGGAGGAUCAAGUUCUUGCAGGGGAGUGGGAUGAAGUUGAACGGUAUCUGUGUGGGUUCACAAAGGUUGAUGACAACCGGUAUUCCAUGAAAAUCUUUUUUGAGAUAGGGAAGCAGAAGUAUCUUGAAGCUCUUGACAGGCAUGACAGAGCAAAAGCUGCUGAGAUACUUGUGAAGGAUCUCAAAUCCUUUGCAUCUUUCAAUGUAGAACUGUUCAAGGAGAUCACACAAUUGCUUACCCUGGAGAAUUUCAGGCAGAAUGAGCAGCUCUCGAAGUAUGGUGACACAAAGUCUGCUCGCAAUAUUAUGCUUAUAGAGCUUAAGAAGCUCAUUGAAGCUAAUCCGUUGUUCCGUGACAAGCUUAUGUUUCCACCUUUCAAGGCUUCAAGACUACGGACAUUGAUCAACCAGAGUUUGAACUGGCAGCAUCAGCUUUGCAAGAACCCACGACCCAAUCCGGAUAUCAAAACACUUUUUACUGAUCACUCAUGUGCUCCUCCUACUAAUGGAGCGUGUGCUCCUCCACCCACCAACGGCCCCCUUGUAGGACCUAUUCCAAAACCAGGGGCAUUUCCUCCUAUUGGUUCUCAUAGUCCAUUCCAACCAGUUGUACCUCCAUCUGCAAGUGCCAUUGCAGGAUGGAUGUCGAGCGCUAACCAAUUGAUGCCACACGCUGCUGUGGCUCAAGGUCCCCCAGGUCUUGUGCAAUCUCCAACCACAACAUUUUUUAAGCACCCAAGGACUCCUACAAGUAUUCCUAGUAUGGACUAUCAAACCGCUGACUCUGAGAACUUGAUGAAGAAAAUGCGCACUGGCCAUUCAGAUGAGGUGUCAUUCUCUAGUGCAAGUCAUCCUCCCAACAUUUAUACUCCCGAUGAUCUCCCCAAAACUGUUGUGCGGGUCCUCAAUCAGGGUUCCAGUGUCAUGAGCUUGGACUUCCAUCCGCAACAACAAACAAUUCUUCUUGUUGGAACAAAUGUUGGUGAUAUUGCAAUAUGGGAAGUUGGAUCUCGAGAAAGGAUAGGACAUAAAACAUUCAAGGUUUGGGAUGUAAAAUCUUGUUCGAUGGCCUUACAGGCAGCAUUGGUGAAAGAUGCAAUGAUUUCUGUCAAUCGAUGCUUAUGGAGUCCUGAUGGAUCUGUUCUUGGCAUUGCAUUUUCAAAGCAUAUUGUGCAGACCUAUGCUUUUAUUUCCAAUGGAGAGUUGCGGCAAAAAUUGGAGAUUGAGGCUCAUAUUGGUGGUGUCAAUGAUAUUGCCUUUUCUCAUCCCAACAAAAGUUUGUCAAUAAUCACAUGUGGCGAUGACAAGACAAUUAAGGUUUGGGAUGCUACAACAGGACAACGACAAUAUAUAUUUGAGGGUCAUGAGGCUCCUGUGUAUUCUGUCUGCCCUCACUAUAAAGAGUCUAUUGAGUUCAUAUUCUCCACUGCUACUGAUGGUAAAAUCAAAGCAUGGUUAUAUGAUUGUUUGGGAUCUAGAGUUGAUUAUGAUGCUCCUGGACACUGGUGUACCACAAUGGUGUAUAGUGCAGAUGGAUCAAGGCUAUUUUCUUGUGGAACUGGUAAAGAAGGUGAUUCACAUUUAGUUGAAUGGAAUGAGACCGAAGGAGCAAUUAAGAGAAUGUACUCUGGCUUUAGGAAACGCUCAUUAGGUGUCAUCCAGUUUGACACAGCUAGGAACCGCUUCUUAGCUGCUGGAGAUGAAUUUAUGAUUAAGUUUUGGGAUAUGGAUAAUACAAACAUCCUAACAACUGCAGAUGCUGAUGGUGGAUUGCCUGCAAGUCCUCGAUUGAGAUUCAGCAAAGAAGGCUCUUUGCUUGCAGUCACGACAAGUGAUAAUGGAAUUAAGAUCUUAGCAAACAGUGAUGGACAACGUUUGAUAAGAAUGCUAGAGAGCAGGACAUACAAGGGCUCUCGAGCCACUUCUCAGCAGAUUAACACUAAACCUCAAAUUGUUAACACGAUGGGUUCUGUUUCAAAUGUUUCUGGCUCUCUAGUGGCUACCCUUGAGCGCCCAGAUAGAAUUUCACCUGCAGCGUCAAUGAGUGCCUUGACUACUAUGGAUGCUACUAGAACAGCAGACAAACCAAAAAUCUUGGAUAAUGCUGACAAAUUCAAGAUCUGGAAACUGGCUGACAUUGUCGAUUCUAGUCAGCUCAAAGCUUUGCGGUUGCCAGACUCCAUGUCAACAACAAGCAAGGUUGUGCGGCUCUUGUAUGCAAACUCUGGCCUGGCUGUGUUGGCUCUUGCUUCCAAUGCCAUUCAUAAGCUGUGGAAAUGGCAACGUGGCGAAAGAAAUCCCAGCGGCAAGUCCACUGCAUCUGUUGCACCUCAGAUGUGGCAACCAGCAAAUGGUAUUGUUAUGACCAAUGAAAUAAAUGAUAGCAACCCAGCUGAAGAAUCAACUGCUUGUAUUGCUCUGUCAAAGAACGACUCAUAUGUUAUGUCUGCAUCUGGUGGAAAGGUUUCAUUGUUCAACAUGAUGACAUUUAAGGUUAUGACAACCUUCACAUCACCACCUCCUGCAGCCACUUUCCUGGCAUUUCAUCCUCAGGAUAAUAAUAUUAUUGCAAUAGGAAUGGAAGAUUCUAGCAUUCAAAUAUAUAAUGUCAGGAUUGACGAGGUCAAAACUGAACUCAAGGGUCACCAAAAAAAAAUUACAAGCCUUGCAUUUUCCCAGUCAUUAAAUGUCCUGGUAUCUUCAGGAGCUGAUGCACAGCUUUGUGUAUGGAACAUUGAUGGAUGGGAGAAGAAGAAAUCAAGAUUCAUUCGAGCACCAGCUAGUCAUGCAGCUCCAUUAGCUGGGGAAACCAGGGUUCAGUUCCACAAUGAUCAGGCACAUCUCUUAGUUGUGCACGAAAGCGAACUUUCAGUCUAUGACAGCAAACUUGAAUGCCUUCGCUCGUGGUAUCCUAGAGAUGCCCUUGCCGCACCCAUUUCAUGUGCGAUAUACUCCUGUGAUGGCCUGUUGGUAUAUGCUGGAUUCCGUGAUGGUGCAGUUGGAGUUUUUGAUGCAGACAGCCUGAGGCUCCGAUGCCGCAUUGCACCUUCUGCCUAUACAUCCCCUUCAGUUCCCAGCACCAUGACAGUCUAUCCUUCGGCAAUUGCUGCCCAUCCAUCUGAAGCCAAUCAAAUAGCAUUGGGAAUGAGUGAUGGAGCAGUCCAUGUGGUGGAACCAUCAGAUAUAGAACCAAAAUGGAGAGCUCUGCCCUCCCAGGACAAUGGAACCCUCCCAUCCAUCCAUCUCAAUCCAGCUUUGAGCAAUCAGGUAUCAGAAGCUCCUCCAAGGUGACAAAACCAGUGUACACGUGUAUAGGGAGGUGAACAGGGCAACCGACUGGGUCGCCUUCUACGCAGCGCAACAUUCCGGAGAGAUCAUCUAGAUGCAUCAGGGGACUAGCCCUUUACAAUUAUGCCAUUUUGUAUCUCUUAACUCUGCUGGCUGCACCUACACCAGGGUAGGGUGCCGUUGUACCCAAAAAAAAAAAAAAAAAAGGUAACAAAACCAGUAGCUCUCGAGCUAUGCGGGCGAUCAACCUUUUUAUCUGACACCUUGCUGUCAAGGGAGAUUCAAUGUCUUCCCAGUUGUAAAGCUUGUUAUAAUUUGUUGGGGUUUUGAUUUUUUUCUUCUUAGAAGCCGGAAAAGUAUUUUCAGGUUCACAAUAUGUAAGAUAUGGAGUGCGCAUGGUAUGGACUAGUCUAAUUCUUUUUGUUCAUAGAGUAGUCAAUGCAUAAACCCUGAUGAUUUGUUGUUUUUGUUGCA
Messenger RNA from Phoenix dactylifera (date palm), 4697 nucleotides. NCBI's taxonomy places the organism in Eukaryota, Viridiplantae, Streptophyta, Magnoliopsida, Arecales, Arecaceae. The record is from RefSeq and is a predicted model, not a curated record.